Messenger RNA from Nematocida major, 1980 nucleotides. RefSeq lists its product as uncharacterized. Lineage: Eukaryota; Fungi; Microsporidia. The transcript has a single exon. The record is from RefSeq and is a predicted model, not a curated record. The coding region runs from base 1 to 1980 and encodes 659 amino acids.
AUGAAAAGUCUUUCUCUUACACUAGGAAGUACAUUUAUGCUGGCAUGCGCCCUUUUUGCAUCAGAAAGCAUGUGUCAGUCCCUCAAGAAGCACCGAUACUGGAAGUUUCAAGGAUUGCACGGGGGCGUAGGCGUAGGAGCUGCGAAUUCUUCGCCUGUAAAGAGCGCCUCAAAGAUCACAGAGCCCGUGAAGAAUGUUCCCCUCCUGACAAGCCACCUGCUCCACCCCAUGAGCAUAGAAGUAACAGAGGAGACCAAAAACCACAUCACCAUGGAAAUGGGCGUUGAAAACUUCAAGCACAUAGAGACUAUAGCAUUCUCUGCACAUACGAACGAGAAAUUCGCUAUCACAUUCCCUGUCAGUGGCGUAGUGCACAGCAAAGACAUACAGCCCGUGUUUAUCCCCGUGACAGACUCCAACAGUGUUUCUAUCUCGGAGAUUACGUUCUGCCGCCAAGCAAGCACAGCAACUGUCUUCAUCAAGUGGAACGACAUACAGAGACACUACGCUGGAAUCGCCAAGAAGCUUCUGUAUGGCGGUGUGUUUGACCUUGAAGAUGCAGAUGACGCUAUAGACGCAGAGAACCUGAAGAUACACAUUUUCAUCAAGAAAGACUAUGUUGCUCUGGAGGUGCCAGAGAAGGACCAGAACCUUUUCCUAAACCCGGAGGCAGAAUCUGUCCUCUACAAAAUUCCCGUGCGCGUUGACUACGCUAUAAGGGCGCCAACAAGCCCGCUCUUGAGCAAGUGGAUUGUAGAUGCUCCCAUUCACGUGGAAGACACCUCUUGCGUGAAUGUUCUGACUUUUGCUUCGUGCGGUUUUUCUGCGUGCGCUAAAACCGUCAGCAUAGGCGCGACUCUUCUAAGCAAGUACAAAAAAAGAGACCCCGAAAUUUGGCAAAGUCUUCUCGGCGUUCUCGGAAACAGCGAGAGCAUCAGCAAGCUGAUCUACGCAGGAUUCAGGAGCAACCCGAAAAACUCCAAGAUAACAAACGCCUCAAAGAAGGACAGAAAUGCGCGAUUUUUCACGAUUCGCUCGCCAAAUGUGUUCCUGUCCUCCAAGAACGUAUUUGAAGGGCGGUUCAACCUCGGAGAGUUCGGCCUGAUCCCGAAGAACUUCCUGCUCAGCCGAGAGAAGAAAAUUAGCACGAUCCAGGGCCUGAAGAUAAUCUCAGCAAACAACGGAGUGAUUAUAACGGAAGCCAGCAACGAUGGCGACUUCUUGGACAGCUUCUCGAACGCAAGCGCCCUGCACUCUCUUCUUUCGAUCACGCAGGUCAUAUGCAUGUCUCUGGAGUGCCAGAAGAGGACCGAAGAGGUAGAAACCACGCACAUGCACCUGUCACAGGUCAUUAUUCCGGGUAUUUUGUAUGCAAUUCAAAACGAGGAGGACCACAGGAUUCUCUCGACUUCUCUGUACUACUACAUUAUAAAAGUUCUGCACGAGAAGAAGAAUCUGUCCAUAGACUACGACACUGUUCUGGGGUACCUGUACAACAUAUCGGAAACAUCUCCCUUCCUGAUGCAUGAAACUCUGAAGCAGGUGGAGAGGUCCAUUGUGCGGGCUUCCUCCCUCUCGAUUCCCUUCAGGCGGGUGAUUCUAGGGUGCAGCUGUUCUAUGAACGUAUUCCUGACUACAUGUAUAGACGAAAAGACGAGCAUCUGCUCGCUGUGGAUGAAAACCCCAGAUGCAGGCAGCCCGAACAUUCUGUGCCUGCUCGGAUGCGAGUGCCUCUGCAAGAUUGUGGAUGAGCACAGCGGAGACUGCGACGUGAUUGCGAAGGGCUGCAAAUCUCUGAAGAAGCCAGCAGCCAAGAAGCCUGUAGCAAAGAGGUCCGCUGUAAGAACCACCAAAGCAGCAGCCCCAAAGAAGGAAAGCGGAUCUAUCGGAUCAGGAACAAAGACUGUUGUAAGUGUGCUCUCAAUCAUUGUGGCGAUAACAAGCAUCUGUGCUUCUGUUUACUACGUAUUCUUUGUUUGA